Galleria mellonella (greater wax moth) is the source of this 2469-nucleotide messenger RNA. It is a transcript of the gene tup, whose product is annotated as insulin gene enhancer protein ISL-1. Lineage: Eukaryota; Metazoa; Arthropoda; Insecta; Lepidoptera; Pyralidae. Bases 454 to 1650 code for a protein of 398 amino acids. The record is from RefSeq and is a predicted model, not a curated record. Gene Ontology annotation, biological process: axonogenesis; neuron fate specification; positive regulation of transcription by RNA polymerase II. The transcript is spliced from 9 exons. Gene Ontology annotation, molecular function: cis-regulatory region sequence-specific DNA binding; DNA-binding transcription factor activity, RNA polymerase II-specific. Gene Ontology annotation, cellular component: nucleus.
UUGGCCGUUGACGCGAGAGGACUUAUGUCGCUCUAUAUUUUACAUUUUUUUGUAUAAAAUGUCGAAGUGCCUACGGACCAAUAUUAGUGAAAUUUUAGUCUAAAUGAAAAUUUUGGUGUAUUCCUUUUGUGAUAAAACAAUAGUGUUACUAAAACAAACUCUUUUUAAGUGUUUUCAUAGAUAAUGUCUGACCAUAAAAUACCAAUAUGUUAAUGUGAUAUCAAUGCUGUAAAUAUUAUAUUUUUUCCUGAUUUUCUAAUAUCAAAACAAAACCAGUUACCUUAGUAAGCAAUAAAACUAGAUUCAAACUAAAUCUGAAUUUAAAAUACAUACCUAGUCACGGCCUAAUUACUGUCAAAAUUAGAAAAAAGAAAUAAACAAACAGACCAGACGUUUCGCUUGUAAAGGCGUCGACAUAACGUGAUCAUCGGUGAAGACAUAUCAUCUUCAGUGAUGGUGAUGGCCAGCGGUGGCGGUGGUGGGCUGGUACAGUCCCCACCCGAUAUGAUGCAUCAUCACAACAUUAUGGACACUUCAUCACAUGUCGAGAUGAUGCCCAAGAAGCUGCGGUUGUCGCUGUGCGUGGGCUGCGGCGGCCAGAUCCACGACCAGUACAUCCUCAGGGUGGCGCCGGACCUGGAGUGGCACGCCGCCUGCCUCAAGUGCCAGGAGUGCCGCCAGUUCCUCGACGAGUCGUGCACGUGUUUCGUGAGGGACGGCAAGACGUAUUGCAAGAGGGAUUACACUAGGUUAUUCGGUACAAAAUGCGACAAGUGCGGCGCGUCGUUCAGCAAGAACGACUUCGUGAUGCGCGCCAAAACGAAAAUCUACCACAUCGACUGUUUCCGGUGCUGCGCGUGCGCAAGACAGCUCAUACCCGGUGACGAGUUCGCGUUAAGAGAAGGUGGCGCUUUGUACUGCAGAGAAGACCACGACGUUUUAGAAAAGAGUGCCAACUCGAGCGGAGGUGGCGCCACCAAUGCGGAGAGCAAUAAUAAUACAACGUUAAGCAACAACAAUUCUCACCAUCCACACGAGCUAGGAUCUAUGUCGGACUCUGGCAGCGAAUCGGGGUCGCAUAAGAGUGGUCGCGCGCGCACCGCGGCCGCCGCCGACGGGAAACCCACGAGAGUUCGCACCGUGCUCAACGAGAAGCAACUGCACACGCUCAGAACAUGCUACGCGGCGAACCCACGUCCGGAUGCGCUGAUGAAGGAGCAGCUCGUAGAGAUGACGGGUUUAAGUCCCAGGGUUAUCAGGGUCUGGUUUCAGAACAAACGUUGCAAGGACAAGAAGAAAACCAUGCAACUCAAAAUGCAAAUGCAGCAGGAGAAGGUGGAAGGGCGACGCAUGGGCUACAUGUCGAUGGGCGUGCCGCUGGUGGCGGGGUCGCCGGUGCGGCACGAGCCGGCCGGCUCGCUGGCGCUGGAGGUGACGGCGUACCAGCCGCCGUGGAAGGCGCUCUCCGACUUCGCGCUGCACGCCGACCUCGACAGGGCGCCGCACCACAGCGCCGCCUUCCAGCAGCUCGUCAAUCAGAUGCACGGCUACGACGUCCCCUCGCUACCACCGCCGCGGCCGCCGCACAGCACCGAAGACAACUACGUAACGUAUCUAGAGAGUGACGACAGUCUCCCGCCUUCGCCCUAGUGCCGCCUCACGUAAUGCUCGCCCCUAGAGCGACACACAAGCGAGAAAACAAAUAAACUUUAUACCAAAAGGAAUUUAUUGAAACUGCAGAAAAAUAGACAUAGUGCGACAACCCUACAUUAACUUUAUACCAAAAUGAAUUUAUUAAAAUUGCAGAAAAAUAGACGUAGUGCGACAACCCUACUUAAUAUAAUUGAUUACUGCAUUACUUAAUUUACAUUAAUGCUAUCCACUCUCAAUAUUAUAUAUUUAUUUAUUUUAGUAAAAAAUGUCCAAAAAUAUUGCAAAAUUGUAAAUGUAAUUUGUUUCAUAAAUUAUACAAAUUUUUCACCUUUAUUACAUACUGUGAAGAUUAAAACUGUACAAGUAUCAAAAUUGUAUAACUUUAUAUCAAGCAAACGACGCCUUGUUUGCUGCCAACAUUACAGAAUAAUGUACAGACUUUAUACAAUUAUUUAUUUUCUCUACAUUUUCUAAACUUUUACGUAUCCAAUUACUUAGUAAUUACCACUGACUUAUUUAUAGAUGAAUUUCUUAAAACUGAAUCCCUAUAAUAAUAAAAUUUACAUAGUUUCAUUUAUAAAUAAAAUAAAUAAUGGCAAUAAAAAAUAUUAACUUUGAAAUUUAUAGAUAGAUACUAACAAACAGAAAUAUAGAUGGAUACAUUAACAUCAAGAAGUAAAAUCGAAUGGAAAUUACUUAUUUUUAUGUCACAAAUAAUGAACUUGUGUAUGUACUUUUACCGUACUCACUUUUUUAUUUUGCCUAAUUAGAGUUUAAUAAAUACAGAAAUAUAUGGCAACACUUGAUAAAUACUUG